Messenger RNA from Fonsecaea multimorphosa CBS 102226, 480 nucleotides. RefSeq lists its product as uncharacterized. Bases 1 to 480 code for a protein of 159 amino acids. The transcript has a single exon. Gene Ontology annotation, molecular function: peroxiredoxin activity. NCBI's taxonomy places the organism in Eukaryota, Fungi, Ascomycota, Eurotiomycetes, Chaetothyriales, Herpotrichiellaceae. The record is from RefSeq and is a predicted model, not a curated record.
AUGUCUUCCUCCAACACACAACCCACCUCCAGCACCGACCCUGCGCUGCGCCCGUUCCACGAACAGCUCUUCAACGCGGGCCUCAACGUCCGACGCGCCGUGGUUGGCGACGCGUACGUCGACCGCGCACUUGCCAACGGCUCUUCCGAGUUCUCCCGUGUGGGCCAGGAGCUGGUGACCGAGUUCUGCUGGGGAUACGCGUGGACUCGCCCGGGCCUGUCACGCCGGGACCGCAGCCUGCUCAACAUCGGCAUGCUGAUGGCGUUGAACCGCGCGCCGGAGUUGGCCGUGCACGUCCGUGGGGCGAGAAACAAUGGUCUUAGCGAGGAGGAGAUCCGUGAGGCUAUUAUCCAUGCCACUACCUACUGCGGUGUGCCCGCGGGUGUGGACGCGUUCAAGACUGCCGAAAAGGUGCUGAAUGAGAUGGCCGAGAAGGGCGAGAUGCCGAGGCAGUUGGGUGAGAAGAGCAAGGAUGCGUGA